Messenger RNA from Abrus precatorius (Indian licorice), 1608 nucleotides. RefSeq names its product receptor-like protein EIX1. The transcript has a single exon. NCBI's taxonomy places the organism in Eukaryota, Viridiplantae, Streptophyta, Magnoliopsida, Fabales, Fabaceae. Gene Ontology annotation, molecular function: protein binding. The annotation marks the transcript as partial. The record is from RefSeq and is a predicted model, not a curated record.
AUGUUUAGCAGAAGGUUCAUUGUUUCCUAUUUGAUGUUGAUUGUAUGCAUCUACAUAUGUGUUGGAAGUUCUCUUCCUGAGAAGUGCACCGUGAAAGACACACAGGCUCUUCUAAAGUUAAAAGAUGGUUUCAUUGAUGAAUUGGACAUUCUCUCCUCAUGGAAGGGUGAAGAUUGUUGCAAUUGGAAUGGAGUUUCAUGCAAUAAUUUAACUGGACAUGUAACCAGGUUAGAUCUCGAGUCUUCACAUUAUCCAUCAUUGGGAGGUAAGAUAGAUUCUUCAAUAUGUGAAUUGCAACAUCUAACCUCCUUGAAUCUAGCAUUAAAUGACUUGGAGGGAGAGAUUCCACACUGCAUUGGUACCCUUGGUGAAUUGAUAGAGUUGAGACUUAAAUUUAAUGAACUUGGUGGUGUCAUUCCUCACACUCUUGGAAACCUUUCCAAAUUGCAAAUUCUUGAUAUUGGGUAUAAUUAUUACUUGUUUGCAAAUAACCUUGAAUGGGUAUCUCGUCUUUCUAAUUUGAGAUACCUUGAUCUCUCAGUUAUUAAUCUUAGAAGAGCUUUAGAUUGGCUAUCAUCAAUAAGCCAAAUCCCUUCUCUAUCAAAUCUUUAUUUAGAUGAUUGUGGGAUCCACCAAGUCAAUCCUAAAUUUAUUGUGCAUAAGAAUUUUUCCAACUCUCUCAAAAUCUUGAGUCUUUCAGGCAAUAAUUUAAGCUCUUCAAUUCCAUCAUGGGUACUCAAUGCUAGCAAAGUCCUCACACAUCUUGAUCUCUCAUAUAAUUCUUUGCAACAAAGUAUUCCAGAUGGCUUUGCAAAAUUGAUUUCUCUUCAAUAUCUUGAUCUUUCAAAUAAUGAACUUGAUGGUGGCAUACCAAAAUCCUUUAAAAAAAUUUGUCAACUUAAAGAGUUAAAGCUGCAAUCGAACAAAUUGUCUGGCCGACUCAGUGAUUGCAUACAACAAUUGUGUAGUACACAAACACUGGAUCUCAGCAGUAACCCAUUUAAGAGUGGCCCACUUCCUGAUUUUUCAUGGCUUUCGUCCUUGAAGACAUUAUCACUUCGAAAUACCAGUAUCGUUGGGCCACUACCACAAUCAUUUGGUCACUUGCCUAAUCUUGCAAUUCUAGACCUCAGCUUUAACCAAUUGAGUGGAUCACUUCCACCAUUUGAGGUUAGUAAAAUUGCUUCACUAGAAAAUUUGGAUCUUUCCCAUAAUCAAUUGAAUGGGACACUUCCAUAUGCUAUUGGGCAACUUUCUAGUCUCAGGAGAUUGACUCUCUCUUCAAAUAAGUUGAAUGGGAUUGUUAGUGAAGUACAUCUAUCAAACCUAUCUAGAUUGCAAAUUUUAAAUGUGGCUCAAAAUUCACUUUUAUUCAAUUUGAGUUCAAAUUGGGUUCCACCUUUCCAAUUGAUUGGAUUACAUGCAUCAUCAUGCAUUUUGGGCCCUAAAUUUCCAACAUGGCUCAAACAUCUAAGGGAACUUGAGUACUUACAAAUGUCUAACAGCAGUAUUUUAGAUACAUUUCCUAAAUGGUUUUGGGACCUAUCAUCACAAUUGUCAUACUUGAAUGUUUCACAUAACAAACUUAGUGGAGCAUUGCCAAAAACA